Molecule: messenger RNA, 1104 nt
Organism: Microstroma glucosiphilum
Lineage: Eukaryota; Fungi; Basidiomycota; Exobasidiomycetes; Microstromatales; Microstromataceae
Exons: 3
Coding region: 1-1104 (367 amino acids)
Biological process (GO): regulation of DNA-templated transcription
Cellular component (GO): nucleus
Source: RefSeq, a predicted model, not a curated record
AUGGACGACCCAGCAGAGAUUGCCGCAUUGUGCCAAGAGUACGCCUCCUCCCUGGACAAUGUGCCGCACGAGGUCUCACACAUCCUCAAGGAGAUUCAGCACAAGGACUCCAAAGUGCAGGACCUGCUUCCCAAGAUCUCCCUACGAGAGUCGCAACUAAGGGAGCUCCUCAACAAGGGCUCCCCCGGAGCGCCCGUCUCGGCUGGAGGUGCACUCUUGACUGAGCAGGACAAGGUCAGGGCCGAGAAGUUGAUGGAGAGAAUCAAGCUCGACUACCGUAGGGCAGAUGAGUGGUCUGCUCACAAGGAGGUCCUCUCCCUCAGACUGUGGAGGAUCAUCCAUGCUCACAAGCUAAGGCUUGAAGAGGUCUUUACAAAGAUUGCGCCUGGCGUCAUGAAUACCGCCGAGAGCAACGUCGCCGCCUCGUCGCAUUCUUUGGGUCCUCUGCCAGGCUCGGCUGCAGCGGGCGGAGCAGCAGGAGGGUCUAUACUAACGCUGAGUACUCGACCGGCCAAUGCAACGCCCUCGGGUGGUCGAAUUGGCGCCAGAGCUCUCUCUUCUGAACGUGGUACCCCUUCCGCUGCGCUGGGCUCGCCGAGUGGGUACGGCUCUCUCGACUCGCCCUCGAGGGGUGGAAUGCAAUCACCUGCAACCUACGGUAGCUCAGCAGGUCGUCCUCGCAAGUCUGGUGGUCUGCAAAAGUCACGACUCGGAGCCAGCUCUUCUGGCCUGGCAAACGUCUUUUCGGCCAACAAGGACUCUUCUCACGACGAGGACCUCUCUCUGACGAAUGCCUAUGAGCUCGAUGAACAUGGUGCGAACGAAGGUGAAGACGAAAAGGACGAGAACCUGUACUGCUUCUGUCAGAAGGUGUCUUAUGGCGAGAUGAUUGGGUGCGAUUCGGACGAGUGCAAGUUCGAGUGGUUCCACUUGGACUGUGUUGGUCUCAGCAAACCUCUGCCGCAGGUUUGGUACUGCUCUGAUUGCCAGUCUAGGAUGAAGCUCAAGGACAGCAGCGGAACCGUCAAGAAGGAAGGAAGCGUGGGGGCCGAUAGCACGGGUACAAAGCAGAGUGGUGCCAACAAGAGGAGGAAGAAGGCGUAG